UGUUUCCAAGUAUGCAUAGGGUCCCGUGCCCUUCAUAUUAAUUUAAUCAUCUUCCACUGCACACUCACUUUCCAACAACAAAACAAGAAUCAUUUCAGCAAUUCAGCUUAUUUCCUUUCAUCAAGACCGACACUUUCUAGGGUUUGUUUGUUCAUUUUGUUCUUCAGUAUGAAGAAAUACAAACACCCAAUUCAGUUCCAAAUUGUUCAUCAAAGAAGAUGGGUUUUAAUGGUGGGUUUAGUGGCUACAAUCCAUUUGUUUUGCCAAACACUAAUGCUUCCUUACGGAACUGCUGUUCUAUCUCUGUUACCUGGCCACAAUAACCCUUCAUAUUUCACCGAAAUGUCGAAUUCGGAUACUUCAGAAGACGAGUUUCAACAAGAAAGUCUUCAACUUGUCAAAAGCAGAGAUUUUGAUCAUGUUUUUAUUGAGGAAAUGAUCUCUGUAGACUUAAGUAACAAUCUUGGAGAUGGGGUUUCAAUAAAUAGUAAUAUUUCUAUCGACCCGAAGAUUUUGAUGGUUGUCGGUGAACCACCGGUUGUUGUCAAUAAGUCUGGGAAUGGAUCACAGGGUCAAGUUCUUCCGAUUAACGAGAAGUAUGCUUUGUUUCAAACCGAUGAUGUGAAGAGAAUGAGGUGUUUGAUGCCACCGAAAUCGGUCAUGUACAUUGACCAAAUGGAGCGUUUGUUAGCUCGGAAUCGUAGGGCGUCAAGAGCUAUGAGGCCAAGAUGGUCUUCGCCACGGGACCAAGAGAUUCUUGCUGCAAAGAUGCAAAUUACCAAAGCGCCCUCCCGAAUAACGGAUCAAGAACUUUAUGCUCCUGUGUUCCGUAAUGUAACAAUGUUCAAAAGGAGCUAUGAACUCAUGGAACGUACACUUAAAGUGUACGUAUACAAAGAAGGAGAAAGACCGAUAUUUCAUCAACCAAUACUUAAGGGAUUAUAUGCCUCCGAGGGAUGGUUCAUGAAGCUUAUGGAGGGUAACAAACGGUUUGUAGUCAAAGACCCCCGAAAAGCUCACUUGUUUUAUAUGCCGUUUAGUGCACGAAUGCUAGAACACAAAUUAUAUGUUCGGAAUUCCCACAAUCGGACAAAUUUAAGACAGUUUUUGAAAGUUUAUGCAGAAAAACUCGCUUCUAAAUACCCUUUUUGGAAUAGAACCGGUGGAGCAGAUCAUUUUCUUGUUGCUUGCCAUGAUUGGGCUCCCUAUGAAACAAGGCACCAUAUGGAACACUGCAUGAAAGCGCUCUGCAACGCUGAUGUCACCACCGGUUUCAAGAUCGGGAGAGACAUCUCCCUGCCCGAAUGCUACGUCCGAUCUGCCCGAAACCCGCUCCGUGACCUUGGCGGAAAACCCGCUUCUGAGCGGAAUAUUUUAGCCUUUUAUGCGGGAAACAUCCACGGGUAUUUACGUAAAAUCCUACUCGAAUAUUGGAACAACAAAGAUCCCGAUAUGAAGAUAUUCGGCCCGAUGCCACCUGGCGUUGCUAGCAAGAUGAAUUACAUUGAACAUAUGAAAAGUAGCAAGUUUUGCAUUUGCCCGAAAGGGUACGAAGUGAACAGCCCGCGGGUCGUUGAGGCGAUAUUUUACGAGUGUGUGCCCGUUAUCAUUUCGGACAAUUUCGUCCCUCCGUUUUUCGAGGUGUUAAACUGGGAUGCGUUUUCGGUUGUUGUAGCGGAGAAAGAUAUACCCGAGUUGAAAAACAUACUUACGGGAAUCAGUGAUUCGAAAUACCGGGAGUUGCAACAUGGAGUGAAGAAAGUUCAAAGGCAUUUUUUAUGGAAUGUGAAGGGUGUUAAGUAUGAUUUAUUUCAUAUGAUUUUGCACUCUAUUUGGUAUAAUAGGAUUUUCCAGUUUAAGCCUAGAUAGUGUUGUUGUAUUGACAGUUGCUAAUGUUGUGAAUACUUGUGUUGUGCAACUGUACAGAAUAAGUUUACGGUUGUACUUUGUGCAUUGAUGAUUGUAACAACAUUGUUAGUUAUGUAAAUACUGUAUGUGAUUUAA
Molecule: messenger RNA, 2004 nt
Organism: Helianthus annuus (common sunflower)
Lineage: Eukaryota; Viridiplantae; Streptophyta; Magnoliopsida; Asterales; Asteraceae
Product: probable glycosyltransferase At5g03795
Exons: 4
Coding region: 169-1869 (566 amino acids)
Molecular function (GO): glycosyltransferase activity
Source: RefSeq, a predicted model, not a curated record